AUGCUUCAGAGUAACAAUACAUCGGUUGACAUAUGGGUGGAUAGCAUCUCAUUGCAACCCUUCACCGAAAAGCAAUGGAUGUCUCAUCAAGAUCAAGCCAUUGAAAAGACCCGAAAGACUAAGGUAAGAAUCCAGGCAGUGGAUAGUCAAGGAAAACCCUUAUCUAAUGCUAAAAUCUCAAUAAAACUAAAGAAAGCAAGUUUCCCAUUUGGCUGUGCUAUAAACAAAAAUAUCCUCUACAACAACGCCUAUCAAAACUGGUUCACUUCCAGGUUCACAGUGACAGUAUUUGAGAAUGAAAUGAAGUGGUAUAGCACUGAACCCUCGCAGGGCAAAGUGGACUACUCAGUCCCUGACGCCAUGCUUCAGUUCGCCAAGAAGAACAAUGUACUGGUCCGAGGCCACAAUGUGUUCUGGGAUGAUCCCAAGUAUCAGCAAGGAUGGAUCAAUUCACUCUCUCCAACCGAUCUUUCCAAGGCCACCACUGAUAGGAUCAACUCUAUCAUGUCAAGGUACAGAGGGGAAGUCAUUGGCUGGGAUGUUGUUAAUGAAAACCUGCACUUCAAUUUCUUUGAGAGCAAAUUAGGGCAAAAUGCUUCUGCAGUUUUCUAUAACUUGGCUCAGAAGAUUGAUGGAACUUCGACGUUGUUCUUGAACGAAUACAAUACCAUUGAAAAUGCUAGAGAUGGUGAUUCUACACCGGCUAAGUACCUGCAAAAGCUGAGAGAUAUUAAGGCAUUUCCUGGUAAUGGAAAUUUGAAAUUGGGGAUUGGACUCGAAUCCCAUUUCAGUAGUGCUGCUCCAAACCUUGCUUAUAUGAGGGCUUCCAUUGAUACACUUGCUGCUACCAAUUUCCCCAUUUGGGUCACAGAAUUAGAUGUUCAAAGGGGCCCCUAUCAGUUGCAGGCACAAUACUUGGAGCAGAUUCUAAGGGAGGCACACAGUCACCCGAAAGUGGCAGGAAUUGUGAUCUGGUCAGCCUGGAAACCGCAGGGAUGUUACAGGAUGUGUCUGACAGAUAACAAUUUCAAGAACUUGCCCACUGGUAAUGUAGUUGACGAGCUGUUGGCUGGGCGGAUUGCUAUCAAGUCCUCGGCUGGCAGGACAGAUGGAAAUGGCUUCUUCGAGGCGUCCCUUUCCCAUGGACUUUACAGUGUGAAAAUUCAUCACCCAUCUGCAAAAAAUUCUUCUUUGGUUCAAAAGCUUAAUGUGGUCUCAAGCACUGGUGCAGAUAACCAAACAUUGCUUAUGCGAUUUGCCGCCUGA
Hevea brasiliensis (rubber tree) is the source of this 1266-nucleotide messenger RNA. Its product is annotated as endo-1,4-beta-xylanase 5-like. Gene Ontology annotation, molecular function: hydrolase activity, hydrolyzing O-glycosyl compounds. The record is from RefSeq and is a predicted model, not a curated record. Bases 1 to 1266 code for a protein of 421 amino acids. Lineage: Eukaryota; Viridiplantae; Streptophyta; Magnoliopsida; Malpighiales; Euphorbiaceae. Gene Ontology annotation, biological process: carbohydrate metabolic process. The transcript is spliced from 5 exons.